Castor canadensis (American beaver) is the source of this 1152-nucleotide messenger RNA. The record is from RefSeq and is a predicted model, not a curated record. NCBI's taxonomy places the organism in Eukaryota, Metazoa, Chordata, Mammalia, Rodentia, Castoridae.
AUGCGAGGAGGAGUAGACAGGUGGGCAGAAUUUGUGGGGGUGAGUCAGGAGCGUUUGCCUCCCAUAGCAGCUGCCAAAAGGCUGCCUGAGAAUGCACCCCACACAGAGGCCAGUGCCUACAUGGGAGAGAAUAGGGCACUGAACCUCAACUUGGGUGGCAACUCAAGAGAAUUCCUGAGUUUUGCUGAUGACUUACUCUCUGGCCUGGGCACAUCUUGUGUAGCAGCUGGUCGAAGCCAUGGAGAGGUCCCUGAAGUCAGUAUCUACUCGGUCAUCUUCAAAUGCUUGGAGCCUGAUGGUCUCUACAAGUUCACUCUGUAUGCUGUGGAUACACGGGGCAGGCACUCAGAGCUCAGCACCGUGACCCUGAGGACAGCCUGUCCAUUGGUGGAUGACAUCAAGGCAGAAGAGAUAGCUGACAAAAUCUACAACCUGUACAAUGGGUACACAAGUGGAAAGGAGCAGCAGACUGCCUAUAACACACUGAUGGAGGUCUCAGCCUCAAUGCUCUUCCGAGUCCAACACCAUUACAACUCACACUAUGAAAAGUUUGGUGACUUUGUCUGGAGGAGUGAGGAUGAGCUGGGACCCAGGAAGGCGCAUCUGAUCCUGCGGCGGCUGGAGAGGGUGAGCAGCCACUGCUCCAGCCUCCUGAGAAGCGCCUACAUCCAGAGCCGUGUGGACACUGUGCCCUACCUUUUCUGCCGCAGUGAGGAGGUCCGGCCUGCAGGCAUGGUGUGGUACAGCAUCCUCAAGGACACCAAAAUCACAUGCGAAGAGAAGAUGGUGUCCAUGGCCCGAAACACGUAUGGGGAGUCCAAGGGCCGGUGAGGGAGGGUUCCACCCUCCAUGAGCACAGAGACUCUCCUAUGGGGAGCAGUAGUCUUGAGGAUCCUGGGGCCUGGGUGGGCUGGGGGCCAGCUAAAGGAUGGGCCUGGCAGAUGAAACUUGCCAGCAAGGCCAAAGCAAACUGUUUCUCCUGUGGGUAGUGGACAGAGGACUUUGUAAUCAAUAGAAUUAUUCAUUUUCCUCUAUCUUUUAUUUUUUCUAAAAUAUUAUUUGACUCUCUCAAAUGUCUCUCCUUUUUAAAUCUUUUCUUAUGAAUGGCAGUCAAUGGGGAGGCAGGAGCUUUCAGGUGGAGACCGAGCGGCC